Messenger RNA from Anarrhichthys ocellatus (wolf-eel), 3859 nucleotides. RefSeq names its product solute carrier family 35 member G1 (gene slc35g1). The coding region runs from base 165 to 1406 and encodes 413 amino acids. The transcript is spliced from 5 exons. Gene Ontology annotation, biological process: regulation of cytosolic calcium ion concentration; calcium ion export across plasma membrane. Gene Ontology annotation, cellular component: endoplasmic reticulum membrane; plasma membrane. The record is from RefSeq and is a predicted model, not a curated record. Lineage: Eukaryota; Metazoa; Chordata; Actinopteri; Perciformes; Anarhichadidae.
UGUUUUAGUUGUCCUGCAGGUGGAUAAAGUAACCACCGCAUGGGAGUUAGUCUGCCACCACCAAGGUUAGUCAUUAACCUUGCCUUCCCAGUCACCCAGGGCACCGAAGAAAGCGGACAGCACUCUGUCCGAGGCAUGCUGCCGCUCAGCCGUCACAUCUUACCAUGGGCGACCGCAACCACUGUGCACACGAGCGGGCUUCGUGCGUAGAGGACGGCGUGACUGUCGUGUUUCACAGAGUUGACAGCCGUGGCACAAACAGCAGCGACGACGACGACGAGAGUGGCGAUGAUGAGCGGACGGCUGCGAGGAUCCACUUGCAGAGUAACUGCAGCCAUGUGUCGCGUGACCACGGCGACGAUGCUGAGGAGGCGAGAAGGGGCGAGGAUUCGCCGGAAGGCAGCGAGAAAAAAACGCUUUGCCCGUCGGUGUUUUGCGUCAGAGGCAGGCUCGCUACCCGAGACGGAAACGCGGGUGAAGACUCCGAGAAACCAAAGACAUGUCCAGGUCUUGGUUUGUUCUAUGCUUUGCUGUCCACAGUUUUCUUCUCCAUCAUUGCGCUCUUGGUGAAAACCAUCCAGGGAGUCCACGCCAUAGAGAUCAGCGCCAUACGCUGCUUCUUCCAGAUGCUCUUUACUUUGCCGCUACUCAUCUACCACAAGACAGGCUUCCUUGGUCCCAGAGACAAACGCAUUCAUCUGGUGCUUCGGGGUUUUAUUGGUUCCAAUGCCAUGAUCCUGCUCUACUAUGCUGUUCAGCAGAUGCCGCUCGCGGACGCCACAGUCAUCAUGUUCAGUAAUCCGGUCUUUACUUCCCUCCUGGCCUGGAUCUUCCUGAAGGAGAGGUGCACAAUCUGGGACUGUGUCUUCACUGUCUUCACCAUCAGUGGAGUCCUCCUCAUCGCCCGACCACCAUUCCUCUUUGGCGAGCAUCGGCGUGGCAUUGAGGGCAACUACGGCAACCACAUCAAGGGGACUAUCGCUGCCUUUGCAGGAGCUAUUGGGGCUUCUUGUACAUUUGUUGUCCUUCGCAAGAUGGGGAAGAGCGUCCAUUACUACCUCUCUGUCUGGUACUACGCUGUCAUCGGUUUCAUCGAGUGCAUCAUCAUUUUAUCCGUCCUUGGGGAGUGGAAGAUCCCGUACUGUGGCCGCGAUCGCUGGCUGCUGAUGCUGACUGCUGUCCUGGGUAUCGCCGGCCAGACCUUCCUCACAAAGGCCCUGCAGAUUGAGAAGGCCGGACCCGUGGCCCUGAUGAGGACCAUCGAUGUGGUGCUGGCGUUCAUUUUCCAAUUUAUUUUCUUCAACCGCGCGCCGACCAUGUGGAGCCUGGGAGGGGCACUGUGCGUAGUGCUGAGCACUAGUGGAGUAGCAUUUCAGAAGUGGUACAGCAACUCUUGCAAGAGCUGAGAAUGAGAAGCAACAAAGGAUGAUUUGGUAUUAAUAUUGAUACUUUUUUCAUUAUUAUAUGUUAUUCUGUAUUUUACUUGUUACCUACAUGGAAACCUGUGAGGAGGUUUGAAAAUACAAAUAUAGGAGGAUAAUCUAGCGGGGUCAGUUAGGAGUUCUAGGGAGGAAAAACUGUUGCUGCCCGCAAACAAUAUCACGCUCCCUGGAGCCUGAGCAGCUAACGAACCGCUUACUCAACACAGAUUUCCUGUUUUCUCCUCAAUAACACGUAUACUACAUAAAUGGGACUGAAGGUGGAAUUUCACCACAAUGAGACAGUUUUACGAAGGAUAUCCUCAGUCCCAUUUCACGUCUGCUUUAAAAUAGCCAAAGAGAGAGGUUUACUGCAUUGGGAUCACCCCUACUGUGUUACAUUACUUGGCAAUAAUGGUAUACUGGAAAAAAAAGAACACUACAUAUUUUAUUUUAUUGUGGUACGCACUAGGCACUAUGGACUGCAAAAAAUACUAAUGAUGCUAACGAUACAACUAGGAUCACUCUGUUUCUAAGAAAAGGAAAUGUAAAGCAAACCAAAAAAAGCUGUAUUAGCACUUUACAAACACACAAAACAUGUUUAUUAGAAAGACAACAACAAGAAAAGAUGAAAAUAAAAUCCCCAAAAUCGCUCAGAAAAAACAACAACCUUUUACUUGAAAACAGCUGUAUGAUUCACUCAGGGAUCUCUCGUCUAACUGCUUAUAAUGAUAUAAUAAUGCCCAAAUAUGAAUCGCACCUAAAUCCACCACAAUCCAUGACAAAUGUUGUCCUUUGUGGUUUUAUUUUCCUUCUGUCACCCCCGUCUCCUCUUAUACAACAAGAUAAUAAGCUAAUAUCCAUUAUUAUCUCAUCUUUGAAGUGCCUUAAGCAGGAGGACCUUUAACCUCCAGCUUCCCCCAGUGGAGCUGCUCAGGUACCAGCAACUUGUUCUGGCAGCUCUCAGGUGUGAUUGUGCAUAGUUAUGAAUAUGAAGUAGGAUGCUUCUGAAAAAAAGUCAACUCAAUAACUCGUGAUUUUUAAGAUCAAGUCGAACAGAGUUUUUAAUGAGGCACCUGAGGCAUGAAUGUUAUCCCCACCCUGAUUCCUUCAUUAUCUCAGGAGGAGUGAACUCUUCACAUGUUGGCUGGCACUUAAUGUCUUAUCUGUCAUCUCAUUAAUGUUCUCCGCAUUCUAAAAAUAUGUUUUCCACGAGGCUCAAAGAGGCUUGUUGUUUGCACUUUGUCGCUGCUAGAGGGUAAGCUGCCACUAUAAUUCAACAAAUGAAGUGAGCAUCCAACGAGGAUUGCUCGAUGAUAACCUCCUCCUAGAGAGGAAAAAUGAGAGACAACACUAUAUAAACUACACUGCUGUGUUUUGUCCUUUGUUACUAAAAUGUCUCCUUGUGUAUGACUGUCCUCAGCUGGAUUGAGAAUCAAAGGUGAUCAGUUUGUUGUUGUUUGCAGAAAAAAAGAGAAAUACCUUUUUAUUUCAAGGGAUGUGGAUUUCUAGCACUGCAGCCUGUCUUUGUGUCUGGUAUAAAUCAUAGUGUUUUUUAGCAUUUAGCAAGGGGUUCACAGUACAACAGGCGGUCCGCUGUUGUGGGAAUGUUUAAUUGGGUGAAAUACAGCCAGAAAAGGAAGGCAAUAGUGCUGCUGGCCUGCUAUUUAAUAUCCUGCAGUUUCGUCCUUUCACAUCUUGUUGUUUCUAGUCUCUCAAAACAAGGAUUCCAAGAAGAAUAUUUAAACUAACAAUGAACGUCUCUCUGCUGGAGAGCGUCCUAUGAGCACUUAUUUGUUGUGGUUAUUAUGAUUACAACUGAUAUUAUAUUUUAUUACCAAUACUUAUGAAUACAAAUGUAUAUCAGUUCGUUAAAUUCGGGUCCCACCUAUUUGUUUUAAAGAGUUGAAUAUAGUUAUGUGAUUCAUUGUACAACACGAGAUAUGAUUAAUCUGUCAUGUGAUGAGCUGUGACAUCAUUCAAAGUGUGCAAUUGAUAAAAUCACACAUGUUCCCAGUAUUCUACUUUAGUGUGGAGGAAGAAAAUGUGAAGGCACUGUGACAUUUAUAAAUAAAGAAGUCAUUGUUGGUAGUGCUGUAGACUGUUAUGUUCACUUAAGAUGUUGAGACUUUUACGUUCUUCUUUCUUGAUUUGCAUUGAUGUUGAGUUUUACCUCAGCAUAUUCAUUUCAUUGACUUGAAUGCUAGUAGCCUAUGCACAAUAUGUUGUAUUUCCAUCAAAUGGUUAACAAAAAAAUUAUUUCAGGACCUGUAAGCCUUACAAAAAAAAAGCUGUUUUGGGGUUUUUAAACUAUGCUUUAAUAGUAUUUAUUUUACUAUUUCUGUAAUGUACUACAUCAACAUAUUCUGUAAGAUGUGUAUAUUUCUGCAUAGUGAUUGAUUAUAUUUAAUAUACUAUGAUUUGAUAAUAAAUAUGAAUAU